This is a messenger RNA of Plutella xylostella (diamondback moth), 1223 nucleotides long. RefSeq lists its product as uncharacterized. Gene Ontology annotation, cellular component: extracellular matrix. The record is from RefSeq and is a predicted model, not a curated record. NCBI's taxonomy places the organism in Eukaryota, Metazoa, Arthropoda, Insecta, Lepidoptera, Plutellidae.
UGUGACCUGACGACCUUGUCCAACCAAAAUGAAUGCAAUAUAAAAGGAGCUCUUAACAUAUGCAACCAUAUCAGUUGUUUAAUAACAAUCAGUUCAACAUGUUCUCCAAAAUAGUGGUGGCGAGCUGCGUGCUGGCGCUGGCGGCGGGCGGGCUGCUGCCCGAGCCGCACUACUCCGCCGCCUCCGCCGUCUCCUCGCAGAGCAUCGUGCGUCACGACCAGCAACACCAGUACCAGCACGCCAUCGCCGCGCCCGUCGCCAAGAUCGCCUUCGCCGCCGCGCCCGUGGCCUACCACGCCGCCCCCGCACACUACUCGUCCGCCGCGGCCGUCUCCUCGCAGAACAUCGUGCGUCACGACCAGCCCCAAGCCCACCACCUCGUCCACGCCGCCCCCGCUCACUACGCCGCCGCCCCCGUAGCCUACCACUCCGCCCCCGCUCACUACGCCCAGCACGAGGAGAUCGCGCACCCCAAGUACGAGUACUCUUACUCCGUGGCCGACUCCCACACCGGCGACAACAAGUCGCAGCACGAGAGCCGCGACGGUGACGCCGUGCACGGCGAGUACUCUCUGGUCGAAGCCGACGGCUCCGUGCGCACCGUGCACUACUCCGCCGACGCCCACAGCGGCUUCAACGCGGUCGUGAGCCACUCCGCGCCCGCCCACCACGCCGCGCCCGCCCACCACAGCAUCGUGCGUCACGACCAGCAACACCAGUACCAGCACGCCAUCGCCGCGCCCGUCGCCAAGAUCGCCGUCGCCGCCGCGCCCGUGGCCUACCACGCCGCCCCCGCACACUACUCGUCCGCCGCGGCCGUCUCCUCGCAGAACAUCGUGCGUCACGACCAGCCCCAAGCCCACCACCUCGUCCACGCCGCCCCCGCUCACUACGCCGCCGCCCCCGUAGCCUACCACUCCGCCCCCGCUCACUACGCCCAGCACGAGGAGAUCGCGCACCCCAAGUACGAGUACUCUUACUCCGUGGCCGACUCCCACACCGGCGACAACAAGUCGCAGCACGAGAGCCGCGACGGUGACGCCGUGCACGGCGAGUACUCUCUGGUCGAAGCCGACGGCUCCGUGCGCACCGUGCACUACUCCGCCGACGCCCACAGCGGCUUCAACGCGGUCGUGAGCCACUCCGCGCCCGCCCAACACGCCGCGCCCGCCCACCACGCUGCGCCCGCCCACUACCUCCACCACUAGGCCGACAUCUACCUG